AUUUGGUGGAAGGGAGAAAGGAGAAUAAAUAAAGGAAAUAGGAGGCUUGAUAGCCUUUCACUGAGUGAAACGGAGCUCAGAGGACCUCUUCUACUUUGUAACUAUAAAUCUUUGUAGUAAAACACCAUGGCGGCUACUGAGGACUCAUCAGACUCCACAGUACGGAACAGGAAUAGUGACCACACCAAAGACCAAACCUGCGCUGAACAAAAUGGACCUGAAAUGCCAGGACAGUAUAAAUACCCUCCAAAUGACCCCUUUUUGGAAAGUAGACAAUCCAAGGGUGUGAAGGCAGACAUUGUGGAGGAUGUAAGCAAUCAUUUAGGGACCCUUCGUGAUGAAGCCAUGACAGAGAAGGUGCAAUCACACAGAUCCCAAGGAUCAAUGUCUGGAAGAAGGAAAACAUUUGUGCAUCGUGCUUCCCUGCUGGAUGACUUGAAUGAUGCGGGACAUCUCCAGAUCAUUUACAAUAUAUGUGUGGCUGUCUUCUGUGUUUUUAUGAUUAGUAACACAGCUGUGGAGAUCAUUGACCAUGGGAGGUUGAUUGACCCUAGCCUUUUCAUUUUUGCCUUUGGACAACCUGGCACAGUUGCAUGGUCCUGGAUCUGUCUGUUUACAUAUACACUGCUAGUGCCUUAUAAAGCACUAGUCGUUUGGGGGUCUUUGUAUCCCAAAUCAAAUCACAAAAUCAUGUUGUCUGCCUUUGUGGGAAUACUCCUACUUGUGGGUCAGACAUGUGUCCUUUGUAUUUUCCCCUUCUAUGUGGUAAAACAUUAUCAGCUGCCACCAGCUUCAGGUUUCAUUGUCAUCAUAGAACAGUUUCGAUUCAUUAUGAAGAGUUAUUCGUUAUUAAGAGAGGUAGUUCCAACUGUUUUACAGAAAGAACAAAAAGAGGUUCAACUGCCAAAACUUUCCAGUUACCUGUAUUUCCUCUUCUGUCCAACUGUAAUCUAUAGAGACAGCUAUCCCAGAAACCCAUACAUCAGGUGGAAAUACCUAAUCAAGUGUUUUGCAGAGAUCCUAGGCUGCCUGCUUUUCCUCUACUAUAUCGUGGACAACCUGUGUAUUCCAGUGUUCACCAACAUGAGCAAACAGCCAUUCAGUGUAAAGACUUUGGUUUUAUCCAUCUUUCAUGCUACACUACCAGGUACCCUUGUGCUGCUGAUAGCAUUCUUCGGCUUCUUGCACUGCUGGCACAAUGCUUUCGCAGAGAUGCUCUGCUUUGCAGAUCGAAUGUUUUACAAGGACUGGUGGAAUGCCACAUCAUUCUCAAACUAUUUUCGGACAUGGAAUGUGAUGAUCCAUGAUUGGCUCUUUUAUUAUGUGUACCAAGACCUUCUGUGGCUGUUGAAUAAGAAGUUUCGUUCAGCAGUGACACUGGCCGUGUUUCUCUUGUCCGCUUCUGUGCAUGAAUAUGCCUACUCAGUGGCACUUGGGUAUUUUUACCCAGUUGUGUUUUGCCUCUUUGCUAUUUUAGGAGUUCUGUUAAAUUUCUCAAUCAAAGACAAGCAAAAAAGUCCAGUGUUCAAUGUAAUAGUAUGGACCUCCCUGUUCAUGGUCAGGGCGUCCAGGUUUCUCUAUACUCUCAGGAAUGGUAUGCACGGAUCAAUUGUCCACUCACAGAGAAAACAUUCUGGGGACUUGUGACACCUCGCUCAUGGUCCUGCCACUUAUGACCAAAGAACCAAAUACAUUUCUAGAAACUUUCCAUACGUAAAUUGUAUGCCCUAUGCACAGAAAAGUCCAAAACAUUUGCCAUUGACUGGAUGUAUGGACCUUAUUGUACAGAUCACUAAAAAUCCCUUACAUCACAACAAUCAGUUGUACUUCUGCAAGCAAAUGUGUUUUUUUCUAGUCAAUGUACCCUAUAUAAAGUAUUAAAAAGUAACCUAAUACAAAGCCUCAUGUAUCAUUAAGGGCUUAGUGUCAAUAAAAUGCCUUAUUGUCA
Rana temporaria (common frog) is the source of this 1948-nucleotide messenger RNA. RefSeq names its product sterol O-acyltransferase 2-like. Gene Ontology annotation, molecular function: cholesterol O-acyltransferase activity; cholesterol binding; fatty-acyl-CoA binding. The transcript has 15 exons. The coding region runs from base 127 to 1647 and encodes 506 amino acids. Gene Ontology annotation, biological process: cholesterol metabolic process; cholesterol efflux. NCBI's taxonomy places the organism in Eukaryota, Metazoa, Chordata, Amphibia, Anura, Ranidae. The record is from RefSeq and is a predicted model, not a curated record. Gene Ontology annotation, cellular component: endoplasmic reticulum membrane.